AUGGGACCUCGGGAGUCGAGGCCUUUUAGCCCAGCGCACAUGCAGAUCUGCAAUGAUCUUCCUGACUCACUUCGCCUGGAAGAUGCAAACGACGAAUCCGAGGCGGCCUGGAGUGAGCAGGAGCCGGACGAGGACAGACAUCAUGGAGGCUUACCGCCUGUUUCGUCAUCUGGCUUCGAUCAGGCUCACACAGAUCAGUUGAACAACCAGCCGAGGGAGCCUGGCACUCUGCGCCCCCUGCCUCCCCGGAGGCUUCCGAAGCACAUUCAUCGCACCCGCCCGGCCUACCUGUUGGGUCAAGCGCUCAAGACGAUGUGCAAUGCCCCCGAGAAGGAGGAGACGGCCAUGGCUGUAAAGAUCGUCCCGGCUGACGGCAAGGAGAAGCCCAGCGACAAAGCCAAGGAGGCUGAGAAGGAGAUCUUGCGCAUUCAGCUUCAGGAGGAGUUCGUCCCGGUGCCAGGCAGCAUCUAUCAACGCUCCAUUGUUCCAGGCCCAGGCUACUACGGCUCGCCAAAGGUUCCCGGGCACGUGACACAGGAGGCAGCGACUUUUGGCCGGAAGGGAAUGAGUACUUUUGAUCAGAUCAAGGACUUCGCUGCAAAGUUGCCGGGUCCUGGGCAGUACGAGGAGAAGGCUUCGACGACCGAUGAGGUGUCCAGGCGCAAGCCGACGCCAAGGACCGGCUGCUUCGGCAAGUCGCCCAAGCUGGUGAGCCGGGAGGAGGCCUUCAAGAAGCUUCCCUUCAUCUCCAAGCUCGCCUCGGCCUGUGAGGGCUUUGGGCUGCACAGCUCGGAGACCUUCCACUGCGUGAACCCGGAGGAUGUGCCGGUUGGAGUGCAUGCGCUGCACUUAGGUGCCACACGAGAGCUCGCCCAAGCUACGGGUGUCUUCUUAGGCUGUCCACUGAAUGUGGACGGUUCUUGUUUCACCGAGCGCCGUGACGAUGUCAAGAUGGCUGGAGCGCUUGAGAAAGGCCCGAAGUACCCUCCUGGCUUGGCGGGAGAUCAUCCGACGGGAUGCAACUCAGCACAGAGGGCCGCUGCGGCCCCUGGGGAAAGAAGGUGUGCUUGCCCUCCGCACCUUCCUGUGCUGGGCUUCGGGGGUCUCGCACCUGCGGGAGGGUCGCCAAGCUGCACAAGCAUGUGCAGUGAUGGCCGACAGAUUAGGCAAGCGACGCCUCGCCUGCUCCGGGACCGCUUCGGCCUCAGCGUGCAGAGCUUCCGGAGAGGCUUGUAUAGGUUGGACUCGGUUCCUCUUUUCGCGGCUGGCAGUCUGAGACCUUUGGAAGAUAUGCAGUGUUGGAGAUGCGCCGCGCCCAUGCAUCCGAGGAUCUCAAACCAAUUUAUGCAGGCGGUGUCAGCGCCUGCGCUUGAGCUUUUCGGCACAGGAGCUCGCCUUCCAGAGGCUGGUCCUAGGCCAGGCAAACGAGCACCAGGAGACGAGUCGGAUGAGUGCAGAGAGCUUUUCCCGCCUUCACGCCACUUCGUGCCACGUCGCGCUGCGCAGCUUGAGCCAAAUCGCCCCAAGCAAAGAUGUUCUUUGACCUGGAACGCAGAGCACAACCUGCCCCGCCCCAGCCUCGACUUUCUCAGCCCUUUCGCAGCUUUCCCCGACCGUUCCCCCGAUUUCCGUCGGCCCAUGGCCUCGGGUGGCGCCUUGGGCUACCUCGGCCGGUGUCGAGGCCGCGUGGACAGCGGGCCGCCGAGCUGUUGCGUCGAAGUCUUCGAGAAGCUGAACCGGCUGGGCCAGGGAAGCUACGGCACAGUCUAUCGUGCCAGAGAUACGGAGAACGGCGAGAUCGUGGCCCUAAAGAAGGUCAUCAUCCAUGCCGAAAAGGAGGGCUUCCCGAAGAGCUCCCUCCGUGAGAUCCGGCUGCUGAAACGGCUGCGGCACCCGAACAUCGUGGAGCUGCGUGAGGUCGCAUGUGGAAGGCAGCCGGGAAGCGUCUUUCUCGUCUUCGAGUACUGCGAGCAUGAUGUUGGCGCACUGCUCGAUCUUAUGGAGCGGCCUUUCAGCGAGGCGGAGGUGAAAUGCCUCACGCUCCAACUGCUCAAGGCGGUGGAAUGCUUACACGCAGCUUUUGUGAUCCACCGCGACAUCAAGCUUUCAAACCUUCUCUUGAACAACCGGGGCGUCCUGAAACUGGCGGACUUCGGCUUAGCGAGGGAGUUCACGGAUGUGCAGAAGCCGGUGACGUUGAAUGUGGUGACGCUUUGGUACCGGGCGCCAGAGCUGCUUCUGGGUGCCCAGAGCUACACCAUGGCAGUGGACAUGUGGUCUGUGGGCUGCAACUUUGGGGAGCUCCUUCUCAAGCGGCCGCUGCUGCCAGGAAAGUUUGAGGAGCACCAGCUGCAGCUGACUUGUGCUCUACUCGGGACUCCUUCGCCGCGGAUCUGGCCUGGGCUUGAGCGGCUGCAGCACUAUGGGACCUUCAAGCUCCCGGAGAACACUUACAACAACUUGGGCGACAAGUUUCCUGACAUGCCGGACAGCUGUCUGGACUUGCUGAACCGCGCCCUCACCUUCGACCCGGCGAAGCGUGUGACGGCAGCUGUUGCUUUGCAACACCGCUGGUUCCAAGAGGCGCCGGCACCGCAGGAGCCCCACAACAUGCCCACCUGGAAAGAGCACCGCAAUGAGACAGCGAACCCGCGUGCGAACCCGGUGCCUCUUGGCGUGGGCCCAGGCAAGCGUCCCGUGCCACUCGUGGCGCGGUCUGCGGUUUUCGCAGCGGCGAAGAAGAUGAAGUCCUGCGUCUUCUGA
This is a messenger RNA of Symbiodinium sp. CCMP2456, 2763 nucleotides long. The record is from the annotation of a GenBank genome assembly. Lineage: Eukaryota; Dinophyceae; Suessiales; Symbiodiniaceae.